AUUCUUUUGUUCAAAAAAAUCCAUCAAAAAAAACGAGGAAGACGGACAGACACGAGAGAAUCAGGAAAUCCUUCUGCAGACGUUAAUUAGUCGCCGAAUUAGAAGUCAAAUAAUCGGAACUCAAGAGGUUUAGCAACUUUUAGUUGGAGAAAGCGAAAGUUUUUCAUCGGUGUAUUAGCUAGCUAACGUUAGUUAACGUUACCCAAGAUAUUUUGACAAACAUGCCACGCAAGAAGGUAACAGAAGUCUCAGGGAAUGGUGGGAUCAAGAGGAAGAGGGCAGGAGGCAAAAAGAAGGAACGGGAGUUCAGCAGUGAUGAUGAGUUUGACGAUUAUGAAGAGCAGGAGAACACAAAGAAACCUGGCAAGCCUGCUACAAAGUCAGGCCUUCAACCAGUCACUGUCGCGGACGAUAUCAAGGAAAAAAUAAAACUUGACUUACCUAAAGUCAAAGGUCAACUGCUCAUUUUCGGCGCCACCAACUGGGAUCUCAUCGGAAGGAAAGAGGUGCCAAAAGCACAAGCGGCCUUCAGGAACCUAGGCCAGAACUUGUGGGGUCCUCACCGCUACGGCAGCAUGAGUGACGUGCAGGUCAGCAGUGUGGUGUCUGGGCCGUGUGCUGCCCACAGCCUCCUAAUCACCACUGAGGGCAAGCUCUGGAGCUGGGGUCGAAAUGAAAAGGGUCAGCUGGGUCACGGGGACACCAAGCGCCUGGAGGCCCCAAAGCUGAUUGAGGCCCUCGCAGACGAAGUGGUGGUGGCUGCAGCCUGUGGACGCAACCACACCCUGGCAUUGACAGAGGGUGGCACCGCCUACUCGUUUGGAGAGAACAAACUGGGCCAGCUGGGCCAGGGCAACCAAACAGAUGCAGUCCUCAGUCCAGCCCUGAUCCAGUACAAUGGGCAGCCCUUGGUCAAGGUGGCGUGUGGGGCAGAGUUCAGCAUGGUGGUGGACUGCAAAGGAAACCUCUACUCGUUCGGGUGCCCAGAGUAUGGCCAGCUAGGACACAACUCUGACGGCAAGUUCAUUGCCCGCGCCCAGCGCAUCGAGUUUGACUGUGAGACCAUUGCACGCCGCGUGGCCAUUUUCAUCGAGAAGAGUAAGGACGGCCAGGUGACGCCUGUACCUAACGUGGUGGUCCGAGACGUUGCCUGCGGAGGCAAUCACACGCUGAUAUUGGACUCCCAGAAGCGGGUGUUUUCCUGGGGCUUUGGUGGUUAUGGACGGCUGGGUCACACGGAGCAGAAGGACGAGAUGGUGCCCAGACUGGUGAAGCUUUUCGACUUCCCCGGGCGCGGGGCAUCCCAAAUCUACACUGGCUAUCAGUGCUCCUUCGCUAUAAAUGAGAUGGGAGGGCUGUUUUUCUGGGGGGUCACCAAUACCUCGCGGGAGUCUACCAUGUACCCCAAGGCUGUGCAGGACCUGUGUGGCUGGAAGGUCCGCAGUCUGGCGUGCGGGAAAAGCAGUAUAGUUAUCGCUGCAGACGACAGCACCAUCAGCUGGGGACCCUCCCCCACCUUUGGAGAACUGGGAUACGGAGACAACAAGGCCAAGUCCUCCACUACUGCUCAGGAGGUGAAGACCCUGGAUGGAGUUUACACUGAACAGGUGGUGAUGGGAUACGCACACUGCCUGGUCAUCGCCAGACAGGAUACUCCACAGGAACAAGACAAGCUCAAGAAGCUGCCAGAGUACAACCCACGCACGCUCUGAUAGGGCACCAUCCAGCUGCCUCUUUUUUUUCUUCUUUUUUUUACUCCAGAGACAACUGAUUCUCUCCAGAAUGCACCCGCCCUUUAGGUCACCUUUGUAAGUCAUAAUGGAUGGCUGGGGAGGGUGGGCUCCCAUGAAUAUGUAUGCAUACACUUUGAAAAACAAGUCGGGUCUAGGCCAUAGAUUGAGGUUAAAUGAACAAAAAUGUGCCACAACUAAAGACUGAAAGAAAUCUACUCUGGGCAGAAUACAUCCUGCUCACAACGCCUGUCAGAUUUCUACAGCUGGAUAGAGGAACUCUACCACUCAACUCUCCCAAGCACAUUAUUCCUCUCUGGGUUCUACUCCUACCCCAAAAUCCAUGCAACUCCACUGAAGCGUUCACUAUAUUUUCAUGAAGUCUUUUUUGCUGUUGUUAUUAUCCUUCUGUUAAACUGAUCAAUGUCCUCUCCCUCACCAUAACAGGUGCUACAUCAGUCCUUCAUUGGGCAGAUUCAUUUCCAAGUGAGGGAUCACUUCAAGACCAACACUUCAUGCCUUUUGAAAUUGUUGUUUGGGGGUAUGGAGUAAAUGUGUUUGUUCCCAAAAACCAAUUGCGGAAUUUAGUUUAAUUUGUUCAUGAAGUCCGUGGCAGUAUUACUCUUUGUCAGGUCGAUCUGUAUGCAUUGUCAAAACACAAUGGGCAUCUGAGACAUUUGUGCCACCAAGUUGAUGCUCUCCAGCCAUUGACUUGUUUCAUUCCUUGGUUUCUCUUCACUUGUAUGAUUAAAUGUUGGCGUUGAGGAUGCGCAACUGUCCCUCAAAGGCCAGUGUCUGCUUGUUGUCAUUCCUGAUGUUUUUUUUCCUUUUUUCUCAGUGACUCCUUUUUAGCCUGGGAAACCAGCUGUGGACACUGCAGUCUUGGGAAUGAAAACCAGCAUGAAUGUGAUUUUGGGAGGACUUGAGUUGUGUGCCUCUGUUUUAGUGUGAAACUACACUUUCUGCACUGCUGUUAAAAUUCUUUUUCAUAAA
Messenger RNA from Oncorhynchus nerka (sockeye salmon), 2723 nucleotides. Its product is annotated as protein RCC2 homolog. Gene Ontology annotation, molecular function: small GTPase binding. Lineage: Eukaryota; Metazoa; Chordata; Actinopteri; Salmoniformes; Salmonidae. The coding region runs from base 222 to 1712 and encodes 496 amino acids. The record is from RefSeq and is a predicted model, not a curated record. The transcript is spliced from 11 exons. Gene Ontology annotation, cellular component: membrane. Gene Ontology annotation, biological process: negative regulation of GTPase activity.